CGGCGGCACCGCCCCGGAGCGGCUGGGGCCGGGCGGGGCCCCCGGGCCGCCCUUAAAGCCCGGUCGCCCCCGGCAUCCUCCUUCCUUCCCCGAGCGCCUCGCCGGGAUCGCGCCGGCAGCAUGGCUGCAAAAAGUAAGAGUAAGGGCAUAUCGCCAAGCUGCUUUGGCUACCCCUUGAGCAUCUUCUUCAUCAUCAUCAAUGAGUUCUGUGAGAGGUUCUCCUACUAUGGCAUGCGAGCGGUGCUAGUUCUGUAUUUCAAAUAUUUCCUGCAAUGGGAUGACAACUUGUCUACAGCCAUCUACCACACAUUUGUCGCUCUGUGCUACUUGACACCGAUCCUUGGAGCGCUCAUUGCGGACUCUUGGCUGGGGAAGUUUAAGACAAUUGUCUCCCUGUCUAUUGUCUAUACAAUUGGGCAAGCAGUCAUGUCUGUGAGCUCUAUAAAUGACCUGACCGAUCACAACUGGGAUGGCUUUCCCGAUAAUGUAUCGUUGCACAUUGCUCUGUCCAUGAUUGGCUUAAUCCUCAUUGCACUUGGUACUGGUGGGAUCAAACCUUGUGUGUCAGCAUUUGGUGGAGAUCAGUUUGAGGAUGAUCAGGAAAAACAAAGAACUAGAUUCUUCUCUAUCUUUUAUUUGUCCAUUAAUGCUGGCAGUCUCCUAUCUACUAUAAUCACCCCAAUUCUCAGAGCUCAAGAGUGUGGCAUUCACAGCAAACAGCGAUGUUACCCACUAGCUUUUGGUGUUCCUGCUGCCCUCAUGGCUAUCUCCUUGGUUGUGUUCAUAACUGGAAGUAGAAUGUACAAGAAAGUUCAACCUCAAGGAAAUAUAAUGAUUCAAGUUUCCAAAUGCAUUGGAUUUGCCAUCAAAAACAGGUUUCGGCAUCGCAGCAAGGAGUUCCCCAAGAGAGAGCACUGGCUAGACUGGGCGAGUGAGAAGUAUGAUAAACGACUGAUUGCUCAGAUCAAGCUGGUGUUGAAGGUGCUUUUCCUUUAUAUUCCUCUCCCUAUGUUCUGGGCGCUUUUUGACCAACAGGGGUCAAGAUGGACACUGCAAGCCACAACAAUGGAUGGGGAUUUUGGAUUUAUGAAGGUUCAGCCAGACCAAAUGCAGACUGUGAAUCCCAUCCUGAUUAUUGUAAUGGUCCCAGUUGUAGAUGCUGUGGUUUAUCCUUUAAUCAAGAAAUGCAAGAUCAAUUUUACGCCCCUGAGGAAGAUCACUGUCGGUAUGUUCCUUGCAUCUUUGGCUUUUGUUGCUGCGGCCCUUGUGCAAGUGGAAAUAGAUAAAACUCUUCCAGUUUUCCCUGCCGCUGGGCAAUCUCAAAUCAAAAUAGUAAAUCUAGGUACUGAUGGUGCAACAGUUGAGUUUGGACAUCUUCAGAAUGUCACUGUAAAGCCUAUGGAGUCAACGGGCUACAUAACUUUUGAGACUUCUCAGUUGCAAUCACUAAGAGUAAUUUCUGGAAAUAAAACUAAAGAUGAAGUUCUCAACUUGCCAGGGGAAAACCGUCACACUCUUGGAGUUAAAAAAACUGCAACUGAUAUUGUUACUCGAUUGCUGUUCGACAAUGUCGUAUCAAAACCGGAAGAAGGAAAUAAUCUCAUCAGGUUAAUAAACAAUUUUCCUGAUACUGUUAAUGUCACUAUGGGUGACACUUCUUUUGGAGCACUGAUGACCUUUUCUGCCAGUAAUUACACACUCUUUCCAGGAGGAAGAGAUGACAACAUUACGGUUAUUACAAAUUCAGCCAAAUGUUCAGUUACUUCAAAGGCAUUUGGAUUUGGCAGUGCCUAUACAAUUGUACUUAAUGAGUGUAUUGGAGACACUCUUAAUUUAGUGUAUUCUGAAGAUAUCCCACCCAAUACAGUUCAUAUGGCUUGGCAGAUCCCUCAGUAUUUUAUUCUUACGUGUGCAGAAGUAGUCUUCUCUGUCACUGGGCUGGAGUUUUCCUACGCACAGGCUCCUUCUAAUAUGAAGGCAGUGCUGCAGGCAGGAUGGCUGCUGACAGUGGCUGUCGGUAACAUCAUCGUUCUUAUCGUGGCUGGAGCAUCCAAACUCAGUGAGCAGUGGGCAGAGUAUGUACUAUUUGCUGCCUUGCUGUUGGCAGUUUGUAUCAUUUUUGCUGUCAUGGCUUAUUUUUACACCUAUACUGAUCCAAAUGAGAUUGAAGCACAACUUGAUGAGGAAGAAAAGGAACAAGUCAAAAAGGACGAAUAUGUCUAUGAAACCCAAGCUGAGGCUGUCUCUCAGAUGUAAGAGGUGUAUUCAAAGAGUAAAUUAUGGAAUUCCAUUAACUAUCCCUGCACUAAGAGGAAUCGGGGUAUCAGUAACACCUCUGGAUAAUAUAUCUCAUGGGAGAAGUUAAGAAAAACUGUUUAACUUAAAAUGCAGCCUCUCUUAGGAAGCAAAAGGAAAAGGUUAGUCUCUCGUCUCCUGAACAUGGUCUCCUGAAGAAACUCCAGCAGAAUUUGCACUUUUAAUGUACCUCAGGCUUAAAUACCAGAGCAUUAAAAUACUGAGAUUGCACUACUGGACCCUGUGAAAAGAUGUAUUUUUAUACUGCAUUUCAAUUUUAUAUCAUGAAAGAAACAAGUAUUGCCAAGAAAUACUAAUCACAAGCCAAGCUGUCUGCGUAACCCCUUUAACCUCACUGUUACUUGAAAGCAGCAGGUCACAUGUGCCUUAAAUUCUUUUGUACUUCUUUAUGGAUAAUGGGAGCAAAGCUCUGGCAUUGCUCGGGUUAAAAUGCUGUCUAUGUCCAAAUUACUGCCAUGUGGAACACGUGUUGUAAUAUAAUGCUUUAUGUGCCUGUUAACUACCCAUUUAACUCCUGUGAUGUUUUUAAAUUAAAUAUAUUAAUGAGGUCUCCACUCAGGUAAACAGACAAUGGCAAAUGAUGUUCAGAACAGCAAUAAAAAUUGUGUUGUACCAAAAUAAUAGAA
Molecule: messenger RNA, 2942 nt
Organism: Falco peregrinus (peregrine falcon)
Lineage: Eukaryota; Metazoa; Chordata; Aves; Falconiformes; Falconidae
Gene: SLC15A1
Product: solute carrier family 15 member 1
Exons: 23
Coding region: 121-2256 (711 amino acids)
Biological process (GO): transmembrane transport; oligopeptide transport
Cellular component (GO): membrane
Molecular function (GO): dipeptide transmembrane transporter activity
Source: RefSeq, a predicted model, not a curated record